AUGCCGGAAUUCACCCCCGCCGAGGUUCAGAGCCUGAAGGCUAGCUAUGACGAGGCUGGCCAGGGUCACGUCUUCACCUACUUCGACUCCCUCGCCCUACCCGAGCAGAAGGCCUUCUUCGAGCAGCUGCAGAAGAUCGACCCCGCCCGGGUCAACAAGCUCCGCGAGCUAGCUCUGAACCCUCCCAAGGAAGAUGGCGAGGCCGUCCUCGAACCCCUCCCCGACUCCGCCAAUGCCAGCAUACUCGAUUCGAAACCUGAGGACAUUCAGAGGUGGUACGAUCUUGGCCUGGAGCUCAUCGGGAAGGGCGAGGUCGCCGUGGUUCUACUGGCCGGCGGUCAAGGCACCCGCUUGGGAAGUAAGGCUCCCAAGGGCUGCUUCGACAUCCAACUCCCCUCCCACAAGUCCCUCUUCCAGAUCCAGGCCGAGCGGAUCAUCAAAGUCCAGAAGCUCGCCGCCGAGCGAGCUGCCGAUCCUGCGAAGGCCGUCAUCCCUUGGUUCAUUAUGACCAGCGGCCCGACCCGCGGACCGACCGAGAAAUUCUUCAAGAAGGAGAGGCUGGACGAGCUGACGGACGAGGAGAAUGACAACCGCGCCAAGGGAGAGCCUUACUUCGGCUUGGACCCCGCGAACGUGACCAUCUUCGAGCAGGGCGUGCUUCCUUGCAUCACGAACGACGGCAAGUUCAUGCUCGCGAGUAAGGACAAGGUCGCCGUAGCCCCCGACGGCAACGGCGGCUUGUACAAGGCGCUGCAAGACGAGGGCGUCCUGGACAAGAUGCGCGCGAGCAUCAAGCACGUCCACGCCUACUGCGUGGACAACUCGCUGGCCAAGGUUGCCGACCCCGUCUUCAUCGGCUUCGCGGCCGAGAAGAAGGUCAAGAUCGCCACCGAGGUGGUGCGGAAGCGCGACGCCCAGGAGUCGGUUGGGCUCAUCCUGCAGAAGAACGGCCGGCCCGACGUGGUCGAGUACUCCGAGAUCGACGAGGCCACCCGCCAGGCGCUGGACCCGAAGCAGCCCACGAUCCUCAAGUUCCGCGCCGCCAACAUCGUCAACCACUACUACUCGUUCGCGUACCUCGACAGCAUGGGGGACGCGGUGAACCGGCUGCCGCCGCACAUCGCGCGCAAGAAGAUCCCAUACUUCGACGUCGACACGGGCGCGGCCGUCGCCGACGUCAAGGCCCCGAACGGCAUCAAGCUCGAGCAGUUUGUCUUCGACAACUUUAAGUGGCUCGACCUGCCCGAGUUUGCCUGCUUCGAGGUGAGGCGCGAGGAGGAGUUCUCACCGCUCAAGAACGCGGACCCGGCCCGCGCCGCCGACGGCUCCUUCGCGAAGCCGCCCGAGGACAGUCCGACGACCAGCCGCAAGCACAUCAAGGAGCAGGGCAGGCGGUGGGCCGAGGCCGCCGGCGCGACCGUCGACAACGGUGACGCCGACGGAGGCCUCGAGGUUUCGCCGCUCACGAGCUACGGCGGCGAGGGACUAGAGAGCUUCAAGGGACAGGUAAUUAGCCAGCUUACGAUUUGA
Messenger RNA from Durotheca rogersii, 1530 nucleotides. Its product is annotated as nucleotide-diphospho-sugar transferase. The transcript has 2 exons. Lineage: Eukaryota; Fungi; Ascomycota; Sordariomycetes; Xylariales; Xylariaceae. The coding region runs from base 1 to 1530 and encodes 509 amino acids. Gene Ontology annotation, biological process: UDP-N-acetylglucosamine biosynthetic process. Gene Ontology annotation, molecular function: UDP-N-acetylglucosamine diphosphorylase activity. The record is from RefSeq and is a predicted model, not a curated record.